GAUGGCGCCAUGCUGGUAAUUGACGGAUCGAAUUGGGAGAUGCAAGGUCACCAGAGAAGGUCGCUAAGUCUGGAACAGGAUAUGGCCCGUGAUACUUCUGUCAAGAGUGGUAAUGUGGCUGUUCAACCGCGUGGCAGAGAAGUCGAAAGGAAACAGGACGGGAAGGCCCCAAGUCGCGUGGCCCCCGCGACUCGGCGACUUGAGGCGUUCUUUCGCUUGAGAUUUGCCCAGCCAAUUUGGCAGCCGCGACUACGACCUACAAACCUCCCCGAAAUUGUUCUCAGACACUGCAUUUUACCAAUACUUCUUGGGCACAACAGGGUACUUCCUUCUCGCCACAGUGUGGCAAUUCAGAUUAGGUGUCUGGCACUUGCCGUGCUGCAUGUCCAAAAAGAUCGUCGACAAUCCUGCAAGUAUGGUAUUCGGGUGCUUCUCCGCGCGCGUCGUCGUGGCCGUUUUCUGCCUCGGCAGCUAAGGGGAACGUCUUUUUCCCAUCUACCAACCAGCGCGGUUCCGGCGGGAGCUCCUUCCUUUGUCGUCUUCGGAACGUUCUGA
This is a messenger RNA of Aureobasidium pullulans EXF-150, 555 nucleotides long. RefSeq lists its product as uncharacterized. The transcript has a single exon. NCBI's taxonomy places the organism in Eukaryota, Fungi, Ascomycota, Dothideomycetes, Dothideales, Saccotheciaceae. The annotation marks the transcript as partial. The record is from RefSeq and is a predicted model, not a curated record.